UCGCUCGCUCUACAAAGGCGCGGCGCGGCCCGCAGCGGCGACAGCGUCGCGCUGCCCCACACGCACCUACAACACCACCGCAGCGAAAAGCAGCCUCCUUUCCCUUGGCCCUCCCCUCCUUCCUCUCCCCGUUCCCCUCGCGCACACUUCCUCCUCCACCCACCACACCACCACCAGGCCGGCCCCUCCCCUGGCCUUGAUGACUACUGCGCCCAACAUCGAGAUGAUCGCCUCCUCGCUGCGCCACUGCUCCCUCGGCGGCGACGACAGCGAGGGCGUCACCGUCGAGCUCAACUCCGACGUCGCGCUGCCCUACCACUGGGAGCAGUGCCUCGACAUCCGGACGGGGCAAGUGUACUACAUCAACUGGGAGGACGGCACCCGCACGACGGUGGACCCGCGCACGACAUCGUCGGCCUUCUCGCCGACGCCGCACUCCACGUCGUGGGCGUCCCGGCGCACCCGCCGCGCGUCCGCCCAGUCGUCCGGCUACACCUCCGUGUCGUCCGUGGGCGCGGACGUCACCGGCGAGUGGCGGGGCGCCGUCGCCGGCAACGACGGCGGCUACGACAACGACGACGAGGAGGAUGGCGAGGAGGAGAACGAGGACGAGGACGAGGCCGAGAGCAGCAGCACCACGAGCAGCAGCUCCAGCAGCACGGGCUGCAGCCGGGGCUCGGCCGUCUCGUCCACGCUCUCGUCCUUCUCCCCCACCGACGAGUCCGGCUCCGGCGACAACGGCGCCGGCCUCGGCGCCGGCCACGUGCUCGUGGCCGCCGGGUGCCGCGCCUGCUUCAUGUACUUCAUGGUGCCCAAGCGCGCCGACGUGUGCCCCAAGUGCGGCAGCUCCGGCCUCCUCCACCUCAGCCGCAACGGUUCCUCCUGAGGUCGAUGGAGCCGGCCAGCUCGCCGCCGCCCCUAGUUUGCUAAUUGUAGGGGGACCUCUUCGCAAUCGUUCAAGCUCUGUUGCUUAGGCCUUGGUAGAUCUUCCAUAAGACUAGUUUUUUCUUGCGGAGAGGUCCCCAAAUCCAAUCUUAAUUUGCCAUUGAUUCCUGCUACAUUGUACGCCAAUUGCCAAUGUAUGGGAGAAGAGAACAACUUUUUUCUAUAAUUCUUUUUUAAAAUUUCUUCUUCCCAUUUUUCGCUGCUGUAUUUUCCCUGGAUGUCACUGUUUUCCUACCCUCUUCACCUCUGCUUCUGAAAUUUCUUCAACAAGGUAGAGAGAGACUAACCCUUCUUCUUCAUCUUCAUUUGAUCUGUUCUUCAUUUACCCUCUUCAACAAGGGAAUGAAUGACCAUUUAUGUA
Molecule: messenger RNA, 1306 nt
Organism: Panicum virgatum (switchgrass)
Lineage: Eukaryota; Viridiplantae; Streptophyta; Magnoliopsida; Poales; Poaceae
Exons: 2
Coding region: 200-886 (228 amino acids)
Molecular function (GO): protein binding
Source: RefSeq, a predicted model, not a curated record